Molecule: messenger RNA, 1875 nt
Organism: Serendipita indica DSM 11827
Lineage: Eukaryota; Fungi; Basidiomycota; Agaricomycetes; Sebacinales; Serendipitaceae
Source: the annotation of a GenBank genome assembly
AUGAAAGUAGAAGAAGGAUUUCAGCAGCCACUUCCGGCUACAACAAAUGGGUUCACCGACGAUAUUCUACUGCCCAGUCUGCUGAAGCGUCUCAUACCAAAUGAGGUAUUGGAGCCGAUAACUCGGGAUCUCCAGCGACUUGGGGACGAUCUCAAUGGGCCAAUUCGAGCCUAUGGGCAGCUAGCCGACGCUCCUCCAACGCUCACACAAUACUCGGAAUGGGGAAGACGAGUGGAUACACUUUACACCUCUGAAGGAUGGCGCAAGCUCAAAGGAGUUGCAGCAAAGGAAGGGUUGGUCGGCAUCAGCUACGAACGUCUCUACGGCCAGUGGAGUCGCAUCUACGCGUUUGCCAAGACGCUACUCUUUGUAGCAGAAGGAAGAGUAGUAGGAUGUCCUAUUAGCAUGACAGACGGAUGCGCUCGCGUACUCGAGCUGCACGGGACCCCCGAAAUGAAAGAAGACAUCCUCUCUCGACUGGUCACCCGACAUACCAAAUGGGCGUUCACUGCUGGUCAAUUCAUGACCGAACGGCCUGGUGGUUCAGAUAUCUCGCAAACGGAGACGACUGCCACACCCGUAAAUGCCAAUGGUCCGGCCAAGACAGGAGAUGCGUACCUACUCAACGGCUUCAAGUGGUUCUCCAGCGCAACUGACUCAGAGGUAGCACUCGCUCUUGCACGAACAGGCGAUCCAUCUCUUGGUUCUCGGUCCCUCUCCCUUUUCCUUUUACCCCUUCGCCUGCCCUUGCCUUCGCCAGCAACACCAUCCCUUACCGGAAUCAAUCCUCGUACAGACUCCACCGUUGAUGAGAAUCAGCGAGAGAACAACGGGAUCCUCAUUCAUCGUCUGAAAAACAAGAUUGGCACCCAUUCACUUCCCACCGCUGAACUCUCUCUCGACAAUUCUGUCGCCUAUCUGAUUGGGCCACUCAAUGGAGGUGUCAAGGCAAUCUCUACUGUCCUACAACUCACCCGCGUUCACUCUGCUUUCCACUCGAUUGGCUCCCUUGCCAAAUGCUUCAGCAUAGCUCGCAGCUUUGCGCACGUGAGAAAGAUUGAUGGUGGAAUGCGAACACUAGAUAACACACCGCUCCACGUUGACAAUCUCGCCAGAGUAGCGGUGACCUAUCGGGCACUCCUCUCGUUCGCCAUGGGCGUGGUCCAUUUACUUGGUCAGACAGAAACCUUAUACGAGAGAUCCCCCAAUUACACAUCUGUUCAGGCGCGCUUUCGCCUAUUAAAUCCGGUGCUCAAGGCAUUUGCCGCUUUUCAUUGCGUGCCUGCGAUGGAAGAAUGUAUGGCAGCACUAGGCGGACAGGGAUAUAUGGAGGAAACAGGGAUUGGGCGCUUCAUACGAGAUGCGCUUGUCGAGAAGAUCUGGGAAGGAACCGAGAACGUUCUGGCUCUCGAUCUUAUCCGCGCUUCCGGCCGGGGAAGGAAGGAUGAUUCCACACUCCAAUACUGGGUCCAAUGGUCGGAGCGACUCCUCCAGGCGUCUCAAAAGCAUAGCUGGUCAGACGACACUCGACGAGCUCUCGAGAUGCUCGUGACUGUGGUCCAGCAAAUACCGAGCAUAUUCAUAGAGACCUCGACAAAUGAGCUUCUUCCACGUCGUACGCUGCUCUUGUUUGGCCAUGUGACAGCCGGAUUCUACCUACUCGAGCAUGCGAUGUGGGCAGAGGAGAGCAACGAAGUUGAGGCAGGAAUGCAUGCUGAUGCAUUUACGCGGUGGAUUCUCGAAGGAGGUGUCGCUGGGACGAACCUACAAGGUUAUCUCCAGAGUCUUGGGGCGUGUAGUGCUCCAGUGGAGAAAAGGGUCCGACAGGAUUCACGACUCGUCUUUGGAACAUCUUUCACGAAGACGAAACUGUAA